AUGGAAACCGAAACGGAUAACUCAAUAUCAACGCCUCCUAUUGUGAUUGCUUUGAAAUACGACAUAACAAACGAAUCCGAUCCAGAUCCCUUCCCACCAGGAUACAUCGCCAUCCUCUCUAAGAAAAUCCUGUAUGACAAGGAGUCGAAGGAUAUUACAGUGCUUAAUUUUGAGAAGCCGGGGACUGUAGACUCGGAAGAGGAACUGAGGAGGUUAGAUAAUGUCGAGUUGGAGUUUAUCUUUGGGAGGGAGAUGGCGGCUGAGUUGAAGGGUUUGUAUGAUGGACAGAGCCAGGGUGAGAUUUCUGAUUCUGCCCUAUUCCUAUAUAGCCCAACCCUGCCCUUCCAAGCCAUCCAUACCAAAAUCGCCAUGAUGACCAUCCGAGUCCUAACCAAGCAAUUCUUUCCCCCAGUUUCAGCCUCAUUCAAGCGCACAGUAACCCAAUCCCCCAUCAUGGGCACCCCGCGCAUCAUCAACGCCAUUAAACAAGACCACCGCGAGAUCGAGUCGUACUACGACCGUAUCACAAAGUCAAACGAUAAGAAUGAGCAGACCCAGUACCAGAAUUUGUUUACAUGGGAACUUGCCAGACAUUCUAUUGGCGAGGAGUUGGUUGUUUAUCCGGCGUUUGAGAAACAUAUCAAAGAUGGUGUUGCUCUUGCGGAUAAGGAUCGGAAGGAACAUCAAAGCGUAAAAGAACAACUCAAAAAAUUCCAAAACCUCAAACCCACCGACCCAACCUUCCUCCCCACAAUCCAAUCCCUAAUGAUAGACCUCUCCCAACACAUCCACGAAGAAGAAACCUCCGACCUGCCCCAACUCGAAGCCGCGCUGUCCGACGAAGACAGCCGAAGUCUGAGCAAGACGUUCGGACGGACGAAGAUGUUUGUGCCGUCAAGGAGCCAUCCGAGUGCGCCGAGUAAGCCGCCGUAUGAGACGGCGGUGGGGCUUAUGACGGCGCCGAUUGAUCAUUUGGCGGAUAUGUUUCGGCAGUGGCCGGAUACGGCGACGAUGCCGAAUCCUAGUACUAAGUGAGGUUACUUUGGGGUUGGGGGUGGGUUUGUGGGGGUAAUGUGCCAUUGAUGUUUUGAAGGAUGUAUGACAUUGUAAUUAUGAAUGACAAAUCUCU
Messenger RNA from Aspergillus glaucus CBS 516.65, 1129 nucleotides. Its product is annotated as hemerythrin domain-containing protein. The record is from RefSeq and is a predicted model, not a curated record. The transcript has 5 exons. Bases 1 to 1035 code for a protein of 344 amino acids. Lineage: Eukaryota; Fungi; Ascomycota; Eurotiomycetes; Eurotiales; Aspergillaceae.